Molecule: messenger RNA, 3467 nt
Organism: Exophiala dermatitidis NIH/UT8656
Lineage: Eukaryota; Fungi; Ascomycota; Eurotiomycetes; Chaetothyriales; Herpotrichiellaceae
Product: forkhead transcription factor HCM1
Exons: 1
Coding region: 796-2982 (728 amino acids)
Biological process (GO): regulation of transcription by RNA polymerase II
Molecular function (GO): RNA polymerase II cis-regulatory region sequence-specific DNA binding; DNA-binding transcription factor activity, RNA polymerase II-specific
Source: RefSeq, a predicted model, not a curated record
GCCAAAUCGCAAAUGCUAGAGCCUGAGUACCACUGGCACGGCACUGCAUCGCGUCACCAUUCCUUCUCUGCCCACAAUUCCACUGCGAGUCUCCUGCUAAAACCGGCGACUACUGCACAGUGCGCUGCAGUGUGAGCGCCUGCGACCAAAGAGACUUUUCCUACUCGUCGCUCCUCUUUAAACCUGCAUUUCGCCCACCCACACAGGCACUGGCACACUCUCCUCCACGCCCACCAUCUCACGGCGCUGCAUCACCCUGCCACUGCAGUGUCCAACGCCCACCUCGUGUACCUGUUACUUUCCAACCCAUCCAAGUAAACAGUAAACAACACCUUCUCACCUCUAUCUUCUAUAUUCCAUGGCUCACCUUUCUCAAUAGCCUGCGUCCGCCAAUUCGAACGGUUACCCUCUAUUCCAAUCGACGGUUCAGCAUCUCAUACCUCGCCGGCCUGCGCAUACCCAUCCGCCCCUCGAUACGGUCCACCAUCGUCUGGAUCCCACCUCCGUCUUCCCGCACAGACACGUCCAUAUUUUCUCCUAGUUUCGACACUGUUCACCACUGACAUCCAUCAAAUCUCUCCUUGCCUUGGGCCAGCUCCAGACUGCUCUAAGAUUCAAUCUGCAGUCAGUGGCUGUGGGAUCCAUUACGCCGCACCCGCCGAUCCAGCCUGAACGGCACACUUGCUUCCAACCCUCAAAUUUGGUUCAUGGGCUCUACCAUUCUCGUUUUCACGCGACUUCUUUGAUAAAACCGUUUUCUUCGGUAUCUCUGAACACUCUGCACUCGUCGUCGCCAUGGCUUCGACGCGUCAACACCAGUUUGUUCAGAUCUACCAAGAUCCAAUGCCGCUCCCGUCCAACAUGUCUCCCACCCAUAAGCCGCGGCCGCAACUACAACCCUCAGCAAUGCCUCUACAGCCGCUACGAAACCCUCCAGCUCACCCCGAAGUCAUCUUGAACGCUCCAAUGCCUCCACAACACCAGAUUUCUCCCUUGAAGAGCCAUCCCCUAUCGCCACCAAAGCCCAAUUAUGGCAAUCUCAAUUACAUUCCUAUCCCUCCGCCUCCCUUACCUGCAAAUAUGUACACCGAUUCUCCAGCAAAGAGGCCAGCCAUGCCCACCAACCAACAAUAUCGACACGCUCAAAUGAUGCAGCAACAACCGCUCUUCACCACCUUCAAUAGCAACUUCGAUGCCUUUGAACAAGAGAACUAUGCGGUCCCCAGCAUGCCGGACAACUUCGUCGACUUCCCGGAGCCCUCGUACAUUCGCAAGCAGCCGCUCAAGAGAUCGUACUCGGACGCGCAAGUGUGCAAUGACAGGCCAUUGAAGAAGGCCCGUCAGGAUCAAGAUGCGGUUACACAUCUUCCAGAGCCUCACGAGAUGCCGCCAAUUGAGGAUGAUGGCAACAAGCCUGCAUACAGCUACGCUCAGAUGAUUGGGAUGGCCAUCUUGCGAGCUCCGAACCGCCGCCUCACCCUCGCACAGAUUUACGAGUGGAUUUCCAACACCUUCGCAUACUACCGAGAAGACACCAAGCAGAGCUGGCACAACAGCAUCCGGCACAACUUGUCGUUGCACAAGGCAUUCAAGAAACAAGAAAGACCUAAAGGCGACGCCGGCAAGGGGAGCUACUGGGUCAUUGAGCCCGGAAUGGAGGCACAGUUCAUCAAGGACAAAAACCGGCGUGGUACCAAUAUGCCACACAUGACCAUCAACGCAGGGGUGAUGCGCCCAGAGGCUCCUAAGGCAGUCCAUCCCCAGCCGCUAUCCGAUGCGUUGGUCCCCAACCCUUUUAUCGUCCAGUCAACUGAGCCUCCCCGGCCACAGACAGCUCCGGCCCUCCCAGAGUUGUCUUCAGAUGCGACAUUGCCCGCUUCAGACCCUGCCCUCAACGAACAAGAGACCGCGGAGCCCGAGGAGCAUGCGCUUCCUGCCCAACCCAAGUCAUCACCUCCCGAUGCGAUCAACUCGUCGCCGCCGGUGGUUGCCCCGACCCAUCAUCGCCAUAUUUCUUCGCCUACCGCACGAAUGCAACGACCAGCGUCAACUCACCGGCAAAAGCGGUCUUUGUCCAAGAUGGAUGAUAGUGGCUAUUUCUCUUCCAUUGAGUCUUCUGUUCUCCGUCCGAACAAGAACGCUGUUGUCCUCACUUCGGAAUUGGACAUUGAACCAAUGAGAAGAAAUCGAGGUCGUGCCGAGGAAGAAAUUGCUCGCAUCAGAGGUUCUUCCCUCGAUUUGACACCCAGCCGGGCAAGAUUCCGCAAUGCCAACACAGAGACUGCUGCGCACACUUCGUCGCCCGUUCGGGUCAGUCCGGCCACCCGAAGAAAUCCUGUGACGCCUCCGGUAGUCUUCAAAAAGCCAAUGCGCCCACCACCUUCCAUCUCCCCCAACACGCAACUUCAUCUCCACCGGAAAGCGAUGCGUGACUUUGCCAACUCGCCGAUCAAGAGCUUCGGACUACUGCAGGGCGAAGCGGAAACUUACAGUCCUCUUAAGUGGUCGACGUUGGCCUCUUCGGUUCCCGAGGAGUUUGAAAUCUUCUCGGAUCCCGCCAUUGGUCUAACUCCUGCCACUCCGGCGUUUGCCUCGUCUCCUCUGAAAAUGUCGGCUGGUAGGCCCACAUUAGGACGUGCAACCACAACUGCAGGUGUACUCAGUGACAUGAUGGGGACAUCCCACAAGCUGAAUACAAAGACACCGACCCGGACAUCCCUACUUAAAGCUGGCGUGCGGGCCUCAUUUACUGGAUCCCCAUUGAAAGGAUCCAUGACCAACACCACGAUGACCGAUGAACAGAAUGACCUAUUUGAUUUCAAUUCCUUUGAAAAUGACGCUUCUGAUAAUGAAGAGGGCGUUGAUAUUCUCAAGGGCUUUGAGAAGAUCGGCGGUCCUCCAACCCAAGCUACUGGCCCAGCGCCUGCUGGGCAUAUCCGUCGCCCUUCGUUGGGUGGACGCAGUUUUACUUCACGUUUUUGACCACGUAUUUGGUAUACGAGUGCCACAUUGGCACUGCUUUUGGCCAUUGCUGCUUUGUCUUGGUUACAAGAAGACGACUUGUUUAAUGAUCUUCUGUGAGCAGAUCAUGCCAGGCAUUGGAAAUCCGAGACGAUUGGCGCUCACCAGGCCUUAGGUUUUCCUUUGCCAGCAACCUAUCCUUCUUGAUUCAUUCCGCCAGCAACAACGACUGGCUUAUGAUGAGAAGUGCUAAUGAUUCUCUUAUCUUUGGGCUUAGCUCUGUUUGGCGACGGCUUUGGUUUCAAAGCUUUUAUGACGACGAUAUGGGACUGUAUGACUGAUAUUAAUGGCAGCCGUUAUUACUGGAGAGGAACAUUGCUCCUGGGGGAUUAGAUAGUUUGUGCAGCAAUGCAUUGAUUGUGCCCCGACUCGUACCCCGUUCUAAGCUAAGUUUAAGAUGUCCAGGUUGGAAACCUCAUGCCUGAUUAUGCGGGUACAUUAUCGUU